AUGAUGGGAAGGGCAGUUAAAGAAAUUAUCGGUCAGAAGAUGCUGACUCAAGGCGAGCAGAGCCUGGACCUACUACAAGGUCUUCUCGUCUAUUUGGCGUGGUAUCAUAUAAAUCUUCAUCUCGGCACACAACUCAACAACCUUGUUCACUUGAUCAUGGCACUGAUGUUCGACCUCGGCCUACACAAACACUAUACUCCUCGAAAAUAUGCAAAACCUCAGAGGGAAUAUUUCCUCCCGGACCGACAGGAGGGUUCGACGCGAACGUUGGAAGAGCGAAGAACAUAUCUCGGCUGUUUCUACCUAACUUCGGUUGUAAUGAUGACAGCCCGAGAUUUCGAACCCAUCCGAUACACCAAGUACACUGAUGAGUGCUGUUCAAUGAUCUCCGAAGCAGUCGAGUACCCAACCGACAUUUAUCUUUUCCAACUAACCAAGCUGAACUACCUUGGUGACAAAAUCAGCCGUACAAUUAUUCAAAGAGAAUGGGAUCCAUCUUCGGGCAUAUCCGCGCCCAUAGGAGCCUAUGUAAAAUCGCUCGAGGCCGAAUUGCGCAAUUUCAAAGCGUCAAUGUCUCUUGAUAUCCCUGAAAGUGUGACUCUUCUCUUGCACUACUACGCAGUCGAGGUAUUCUUGUACGAGAUCGCUUUGGAUGACAAUAUUCCGGCGUCGAGAUACGGGUCUUUCUCCAUAACGCGCCUUGACAUGCUGUUUGCCUGUCUCACUUCUGCGAAACACUUCUUCGAAAUAUUCCACUCUUUGCCUGCUCCAAUACAUUUUGACAUACCGUACUCUACAUUUACCAUCGUCGGCCAUCUCUAUGUCGUCCUGUCGAAGCUUUCUCUCUGCCUCCAUGAUGGCUGGGACCAGAACUACGUCGGGACAUAUUUGAGCUUCAGUGACGUUCUAGACCACUUGUCGAAGACGGUGGAAGAAGCUAGAGAGCUCGUUCUGCGAGAUAAUCAAGAGGCUGACUCCACACCUUCAAACACCUUGCCACGCAGUGUUCCAUUGGUCUGGAUGACGGUGACCGCGAAAAUACAAGACCUUAAGGCCGUGCAUGAAGCAAGGAAAGCAGAGCAAACCCGGAGGUUUCAACCAGAGAACCCGACUUCUGACCUCGGAGUCGAACUUCCUGGACUUCCAAACGAAUGUGCAAUGCCAGAUACGCUCAGUUUUUUUGAGUUCCUCGACGAGCCUAUAUGGCAGAACUGGGCAUGA
Messenger RNA from Cladophialophora bantiana CBS 173.52, 1221 nucleotides. RefSeq lists its product as uncharacterized. Gene Ontology annotation, molecular function: transcription cis-regulatory region binding; DNA-binding transcription factor activity, RNA polymerase II-specific. Gene Ontology annotation, biological process: regulation of DNA-templated transcription. Lineage: Eukaryota; Fungi; Ascomycota; Eurotiomycetes; Chaetothyriales; Herpotrichiellaceae. The record is from RefSeq and is a predicted model, not a curated record. The coding region runs from base 1 to 1221 and encodes 406 amino acids. The transcript has 4 exons. Gene Ontology annotation, cellular component: nucleus.